GAGGGGGACAGGAUGUCCAUGAAGCUGGGGGCCUCCAGUGGGACAUACAAUGUUAGGGCCUCAGAACUGGCACGAGAACCAAACUCUACCAAUCGGUCUCUUCGCUGCAUCAUUUGUUUCCUUGACGACACACAGGAAACAUUCGACAUAGAUAAGCGGUCCAAGGCCCAGGCAUUGCUUGACAAAGUGUUCGAUCAUCUGGAGUUGAUAGAAAAAGAUUACUUUGGACUCCAGUAUUCAGAGGCAGCUCAGCCAACCUCUGAAUCUUUGAGGUGGCUGGACCCUCUUAAAACAGUGAAGAAACAAAUUAGAUUGGGUCCACCAUAUACCUUGUGGUUCCGUGUCAAGUUUUAUGUAUCUGAUCCUAGUAAAUUAGCCGAAGAAUAUACAAGGUACCACUUCUUUCUACAGCUGAAGAAGGACAUUCUUGAGUCGAGACUCGUGUGUCCCCCCUCUACAGCCGCCUUAUUGGCAAGUUUUGCAGUGCAAUCUGAAUUAGGUGACUUCAGUGCUGAAGACCACACAGGAGGAUAUCUCUCAGAGUUCCGCUUCAUUCCAGGUCAAACUGAAGCUUUCGAGAAGGAUGUAGCUAUGUUGCAUCGGCAGCACCGAGGUCAAACCCCGGCUGAUGCGGAAUACAACUUCUUAGAUAAGGCAAAGCGUUUAGACAUGUAUGGUGUUGAUCUACAUCAGGCUCGGGUAAGGGAUCAGAGUAACCAAGAAAUUCAGUUGGGGGUUACCUCAGCUGGUCUGGUCAUCUUCCAGAAAAAUCAGCGCACGAAUACUUUCUCAUGGUUUCCAAUUGAUGAAUCUGAUCGGGCUGCAUGUAAAGAUCCGUCACAGGCAAAAAUAGUAAAGAUCUCAUUCAAAAGGAAGCAGUUCUUUAUUCAAACCCGGAAAGAAAUGAAUGAUAAUGUGGAAAACCUUAUUGGGUUCAACCUAGUCAGCUACAGAUCCUGCAAGAAGCUAUGGAAGUCCUGUGUGGAACAUCAUACAUUCUUUCGCCUUCAUAAACCACCCCCUCCCUCAAAAAAAUAUUUCUUCUCACUAGGAUCCAAUUUCCGGUAUAGUGGCAGAACUGAAUACCAGACACUAGAGGAGAGUAAACGACGUGCUAGGAUAGAAAGGACGUUUGAAAGGUCACCAAGCAAGCGUUACGCCCGGCGAACUAUAGGUGGCACUACACACAAUGCAAUAUCCAAUGAGAAGAACGCGAUUGAUGGUGGAUACAAUAAUAUCCCAACAUUAUCCCGACCACCAAGGUCAUUCACAGCUAACAAUAUUGCACAGCGACAGUACGAAAGUUUUAACACAACCCUACCACAUUCUAACAAUCACACAUCUAGUAAAAUACCAAAGAAGUCAUUCUCUGACAACAAGUUGGAUACACGACAUGAUGACGAUGAUGGCGGCUUUCUAUCUCGGACUGGUUCGAAAAAAGAGCCACGGGAACACGCCAGAAAUGCUUAUACCCCCACACCAACCAAAAUGAUGGGACAAGACAAAGGGGACACUGUGAACCAUACGCCAUCGCAGUUAUCUUCGUCAUUACUACGCAGUGAGGCUAGUCCCAGCCAGUCAUGUGACUUACCCACGUAUAAUGACAAUGUUGUGCCAAAUGGAAAUGGUCAUGGGUUCAGUGAUGCCCAGGGUUUGGUGAAUAUCCACAUGACGCCAGAUGAGCAGGGACGAUUUGGCUUCAAUGUAAAGGGUGGAGCCGACCAAGGGAUGCCCAUCAUUGUUUCGCGGGUGGCCCCCAACACUCCCGCUGACCUUUGUAUUCCACGACUCAACGAGGGUGACCAGGUGUUAUUUAUUAACGGUCGCGACGUAUCUACACAUUCCCACGAGCAAGUGGUGCAGUUCAUACGCGCGUCUAGGGAAACACAUUCCGGGGAAUUGGUGCUAGUAGUCCGACCAAAUGUAUAUGUCGGUGAGGAUCAACCAGAGGAGCCUGAGUUCCAGUAUGUACCUGAAACCCACCAUAUAUCAACUGUAGGCCCUCAGGGUAACAUUCUCAGUGACUCCCUCAUGCUUCUACAGGAGAGUCUAGAGAGUGGAGCUGCCCUGGCACAGUUUGAGCAAUUGUACAGGAAGAAACCAGAUAUGACUAUGAACGCAGCCAGGCUCAGCGAAAAUAUCAACAAAAAUAGAUACCGUGAUAUAUCACCGUAUGACCAGUCCAGAGUUAUCAUUAAGGGAGAAGGAGACUAUAUAAAUGCCAAUUAUGUCAAUAUGGAGAUUCCUGGGUCUGGAAUCGUCAAUAGGUAUAUAGCUGCCCAGGGUCCACUCCCAAACACAUGUGGGGACUUUUGGCAGAUGGUGUGGGAGCAACAGUCCACCCUGGUGGUGAUGUUGACCACCAAGGUGGAGAGGGGGCGAGUAAAGUGCCAUCAAUAUUGGCCUGAUCUUUACCAGAGGCAGGAUUAUGGAUCUUUACAUGUAACAUGCUUGAAGGAGGAUGAGACAGCUUCAUUUGCCUUCAGAGAAUUCACCUUAGUCAAUGUAGAGACAAAUGAGGAACGUCAUGUCUUACAAAUGCAAUACAUAGCCUGGCCCGAUCAUGGUGUCCCUGAUGACCCAAGUGAUUUCUUAGAUUUUGUUUUACGUGUUCGUCAAAGUCGUGUCGGGAUGGUGGAGCCCACUAUAGUCCAUUGCAGUGCUGGUAUUGGUAGAACAGGUGUGUUGAUCACCAUGGAGACAGCCAUGUGUCUAAUAGAGGCCAACCAAUCAGUGUAUCCACUGGAUAUUGUUAGACAAAUGAGAGAUCAACGAGCCAUGCUUAUACAAACUUCUAGCCAAUACAAGUUUGUAUGUGAAGCCAUACUGAGAGUGUAUCACGAAGGACUAGUUCAACCAUUAGAGGAUUACCAGAGGUGACACAGUGAUGUCAGAUGUGACAUAGUGUUAGAUGUGACACACACACUUAUGUCAGAUGUGACAGAAAUGCCAGUUGUGACACAUUGAUGUCAACUUUGAAACAGUGAUGUCAAAAGUGACACAGUGGUGUCAACUUUUAUAAAGUGAUACCAGAAGUGACAUACUGAAGUCAACAGUGACAUAGGGCAAAUCCCACAUGUGACGCAGUCAUGUCACCAGUGACACUGCAAUGUCAAACCAAAAUAGAUGAAUGCCAAAAUGUUGCAAUCCUUGUAGGCAUGUGUGAUCACUGAAGUGCUACCAUUUGGUGAUACUAUCAUUUAGCUUUAUGAGACCAACGCUGAAGAAUGGUGAAAUCACAUAAAACAGGUGAAACAAAAUUUAAAUCUGGAAUUGUGACACUGAGAAUUGAUGCACUGGAAAUUGUGACGGAAAAAUAACAUCAGAAGUGGAAAAGAAAAUGUGAUGCCAGGAGUUGUGAUCAGAAUGGUGACCUGGAAUAAUGACAAACAUGAGGAAAGAAAGGUGAAACGCCUAUAGAUAAUAGAUGCUUACCACCAUUUAUACUGGGUGAAGUUCAACAAUGUUGCAAGAAUGGUUCCUUAUCAAAUGCCUUAUUUAGCUAGCCACCUUGCCAUAUGAAUACCAGGGUGGUCCACCAUUGACAUCAAUUCUUCCAUUAUGGUCACAUUGGCAUUUAUUUUGCCUUAUAUGGUCACAUUGAAAUUGACAUUUGCACUGAGCAGAAAACUGGCGUACAAAGUGUCAGCUUAGUAUCCUCAAUUAAGGUUGUGCAGUCAUUGUUAUAGGUUGAACAAUCGUAAAUAUAGAUUGUACAGUCGUUUAUAUACAGUAGGGAGGUUGUAGGCUGGACUUAAAACUACUUAUACCUACACUGGAGAGAGCACAUAGAAUUGCCAUAGAAUUUGGGCAGUCGUACAUUUAAUGUGUAAAUAAUUGACGCCCCACUUUAAUAAGGCAGCAUUAGGAUCAGCUGAUUGUUACGGGACAGUAUGGCAUUUAACCCAGAUUAGCCCUAGACAGUUUCUAAAAAAUACUGCUUUAUCUAUGAUUCAUGCAUUUGAGAAAAUGUCUACUGGGUUGUAUGUAAAUGUCAAACUGGUUUCAGUGCAGUUUAAAACCUGGUCGUUUUUUCUAAGAAAAAGAGGGUGUUGUCUAAUCCCAUGAGAAAUUUCUCCUGUUUAAAGGAGAGACUCUUGGGAUUGAAUCACUUCCAUCAAUUUUAAUGAUUAUUAUAUAAUGAUAUAAUGAAUUACAAUGUAGAUUUCUAGAUUUCAAGAAAUGAUAGAAAUUGUAAAAUACACAUCUCAAAUCUGCCUUAGAAUUAUUGUAGAACACAGAAGUUUUUCUUCUUAUUGUACUACAUAUGUAAAAAUGUAUUACAUCAAUAUUGUAGUUUUGAUAGAAUUUACAAUUUUGUCAACAUCACACUUUAAUAACCCUAAAUGAAAGUUUUGUAUCGAGCGUCCACUUUAAUUUAAUGAAAUUUUAUUACAUGUACAGUAUUUAUAUAUUGCAAAUCACAGGUGAAUCUUCUCGGCACAGGUUUGGUGCAAACACACUUAAGUCAAUGUCAAAUUAUUACCAUACCUUGCAUGGGCGUAGCUAGUAUGAAAAAAAUGUGAGGCAAGUUUAAAUAGGCGAGGCAAAAUAAAAGCCAGAUAGGAUGAUUUUUGGCUCAUUAUUAUUAUUUAUGACAGCGGCACCUAAUUUCAGCCUAAAAAAUUCUGAAAACUAAUUUUUCUGUAUAAUAUUUUGAAGGAGACUUGCCUGCCUAUACCAGGUGUAUAUAAUGUAUCACAAUUCCGUAUACAUACUAAAGUGUUCAAUGCCCUUCGAGCUUCAUAUUAUCAUUGUUGGCUAGUAAAUAUGUGAAAUGAUUUGAUUUCAAGUCAGUUGAUAUAUACCCCUACACAGAACUAUUUAAAGAUGGCAGCAUCUGUCCACCCAGCUAUCAUUAUAUGUACAUUUACAUUGACUCAUUAUUUAAUGAUUAUUGAUUGAAUGUGAUUGUAAUUGUUGCAAAUGUGGUGCUUUAUCUAUGCCUUUCUGUUAAAGGUGGCGCUGAUCUGUAAUUUUAAACAUCCUUCACCAGGGCUUUCAUUUUUAAGUUGAAUGCCCUUGUAAAGCAUGCUCUGAUUGAAAGCAAUCUUAAUUUAUUGUACUUGUAGACAUUUUAAUUUGAAACCUGUUCGGUUCUGAGGUUCUGUGUAAAUUAGUGCUAAAAUUGUCACUAAUGAAAUCUUGUUAUUAUUUGUGAAUACAGUGCACAUGCUUAACUCCCUACUUAAGAUUUUAAAGCAGUAGUCUGUAUACCUAAUGUGUUCAGAUUUAAUAACCCUUAAGAUGUUGAAAUUAUUUUUCAAUAUUUAAGAAGAUUCUUCUGUUUUGCUAUAAAUUAGGCAUUUUCGGACUGACGAAAGGUUAAUCUUCAAGCCAAUGAAUUAGAAUUUAAUCAUUUUAGUACAGUUAAGGAAUUAUAUCAUUUUACUUUACAGUGGUACAGUAUAUUGUUGUAUUGUAUCAUACAAAGAACUGUUUGUUGAACUAACAUUAAAUGUUCCACUGAUGAUAUGUUUGUUAUUCCAUACUACAACAUCUCAGACAUUUUAUUCUUUGGACGACCCAGGGGACUGUUUCAUGAAAAUAUUUUGAAUUUUGUUUCCAGAAAUUCGAUUAAUGUUGUGAACAUUUCCUUAUUGCCAUAGUUACAAUUAUCAUAUUGCCAUAGUUACCUUGUUGCUUCAUAGUGCGAGGCAAUUUGAAAUCAGGAAUUGAGACAAAUAUCAUCCUUCAAAAUCGGGCUCUGUAAAGCUUAGAAAACAAGGAACUACCAUUGGACUUAGGAUGACAUGAUAUUUUCGUAAAAUGGUCUUCAGAUUCAAGAUUCAAACAGAAUUUCCCUUCUUUAUCAGUUUAAGCUACAUUGAUUGAUUAAAUUAUUUAACUGUUUGUGCAAACAAAAAAGAGGUUUUAUUACCAACUUAUUAUCAGUGUGACAUUUUGUUUAGGGUUCCUCUGAAGUUUUAUUUGUGUAUAUAAAUGCCUGUAUAUUUCAGUACAGUAACAGUGCAUCUCUAGACAUGUCUAUAAUAAGCAGAAUGGACUGUUCAAUUGUACUGCAAUCUAGUGCUAAACUAGAAAAACUGUAAAUUCUAGAUAAAAUUAUGAAUCUGUAUUUAUAUUUAAAUUAUGUGGAAUCAUCGGUCUGUUGAUUUUAGCUUACAUAUUCCAUUUAUAAUGGAACUUAGCAUACUCCUUUUUGUGUAAAUGAAAUUCAGUCUGAAGUUCACUGGGAAAAAAGUAAAGUAACUAUGGUAUGUAAAAGUUAAAUAUGCAGACCACCUUAAUAAUGUUUGAUUGAAAAAUCACCAUCCAGUCACCAAAAUACUGAUGUAGAAAUGUAUGAGAGCACAUCCUUGCGACUGUGUACAUGUAUAUGUAUAAUGCCAUGUAUAUUUUACUAUGAGCUUGUAAAGUAAUAUUAUGUGCAUAUAAGUUGUAAUAUAAUAAAUGACUUUAUGUAUCUUUUUCAAA
Owenia fusiformis is the source of this 6438-nucleotide messenger RNA. Lineage: Eukaryota; Metazoa; Annelida; Polychaeta; Sabellida; Oweniidae. The record is from the annotation of a GenBank genome assembly.